Phalaenopsis equestris is the source of this 3788-nucleotide messenger RNA. Its product is annotated as villin-2-like. Lineage: Eukaryota; Viridiplantae; Streptophyta; Magnoliopsida; Asparagales; Orchidaceae. Gene Ontology annotation, biological process: actin filament severing; cytoskeleton organization. The record is from RefSeq and is a predicted model, not a curated record. The transcript is spliced from 23 exons. Bases 447 to 3380 code for a protein of 977 amino acids. Gene Ontology annotation, molecular function: actin filament binding.
UUAGUCUGUGGUCGGUGCAGGGCGGUCCGAGCUUCGCUUGUUGCGACUCCGUUCUUUCUGUUCUCUCUCUUUUAUGCUAUAUAUAUAUGUACAGACUUCAAUUUGCGAAUGAAAAAAAAAGAAAAAAAAAAGGGAUCUGCACAGAGAAAGUGAAAAAGGGUGAUAGCUGACAGAAGGGAGAGAAAGAAAGGAAACGGAAAAGGUGGUAUAUCAUUCACUUUAAGUAUAUCUUUUGCCACCUUCAGGCUGUUCGUCUGCCCAACUCAGAUCCAAUUUCCUCUCGUUUCUGGCCGUUCUGGCGGAUCUUUGCAGGUACGCGGUUCUUUUAUUCACCAUCGCCUUGCCUUUCAAAUGUCGUCUGCUUUUGGAUUUCUGGAAGUGGAAUUCGUGAAUCAUUCAAUGAGCCCGUUCGCCGGCUAUUUUUGGGCUUGGAUCUGUCUUGUUUGAUGCUGAUCAUCUUGCAUGGUACACGGAUUGGUGGCCUUAGCGUAUUGGAAGAGAUACCUGAGAAAGCUAGUAUCACAAUGUCGGGCUCUACAAAAAUUCUUGAGCCUGCAUUUCAAGGAGCUGGUCAAAGAAUAGGUACCGAGAUUUGGCGUAUUGAGAACUUUCAGCCGGUUCCUUUGCCUAAAACUAAUUAUGGUAAAUUCUACUCGGGAGAUUCAUACAUAAUUUUGCAGACUACUUCGGGCAAAGGUGGUUCUUAUCAGUAUGAUAUUCACUUCUGGAUCGGGAAAGACACUAGCCAAGAUGAAGCUGGAGCAGCAGCAAUCAAGACAGUAGAAUUUGAUGCAGCUCUUGGAGGUCGUGCAGUUCAACACAGGGAGCUUCAGGGUCAUGAAUCUGACAAGUUUUUGUCUUAUUUCAAGCCAUGCAUCAUUCCUCUUGAAGGGGGCGUUGCCUCGGGCUUCAAGACGCCAGAAAAGGAGAAGUUUGAAAACCGUCUUUAUGUUUGCAAGGGAAAAAGAGUUGUUAGAAUGAAGCAAGUUCUGUUUUCCCGGUCUUCACUGAAUCAUGAUGAUGUAUUCAUCUUGGACACUGAAAAUAAAAUAUAUCAAUUUAAUGGAGCUAAUUCUAAUAUCCAAGAAAGAGCAAAAUCCUUAGAAGUGAUACAAUAUUUAAAGGAUAAGUACCAUGAAGGAAAGUGUGAAGUUGCAAUUAUUGAUGAUGGGAAACUUGUAGCAGAAUCAGACUCGGGGGAAUUUUGGGUCCUCUUUGGUGGUUUUGCACCAAUCGGUAAAAAGCCUGCAGGUGAAGAUGAUGCUGUUUUGGAAAUUACUCCACCUAAAAUUUAUAGUAUCAAUGAUGGUCAAUUAAAGUUGGAAGAAGGCACUCUUUCCAAAGCAAUGCUUGAAAACAAUAAAUGCUAUUUGCUGGAUUCUGGUGCUGAGAUUCACGUUUGGGUUGGCCGGGUAACACAACUGGAGGAGAGAAAAGCUGCUUACAAAGCUGCUGAGGAACUUAUUAAUAGUGAGAAUCGAUCCAAGGCAACCCGAAUAAUUCAAAUUAUUCAGGGUUAUGAGACACAUUCAUUCAAAUCGAACUUUGACUCCUGGCCUAUGGGUGGUACAGGAAUCAGCGGUGGUGAGGAAGGAAGAGGAAAAGUUGCAGCUCUGUUAAAACAACAGGGUGUUGAUGUAAAAGGGAGCGCAAAAAAUGCUCCUGUGAGUGAGGAGGUUCCACCUUUGCUUGAAGCCGGUGGGAAAGUUGAGGUUUGGCGAAUCAAUGGCAGUGCCAAGACAAGAGUUCCAAAAGAAGAGAUUGGCAAAUUCUACGGUGGAGAUUGCUAUAUUGUGUUGUUCACAUAUCAUUCUGGUGACAAGAAAGAAGAAUAUUUCCUAGCCUGUUGGAUUGGAAAGGAAAGCAUUCAGGAUGAUCAAAUGAUGGCUGCUCGAUUGGCUAAUACAAUGUGGACUUCCAUGAAGGGGAGACCUGUUCAGGGUCGCAUUUUCCAAGGAAAGGAACCACCGCAGUUCAUUGCACUCUUUCAGCCAAUGGUGGUCUUGAAGGGCGGCCUAAGCACAGGCUACAAGAAGUCUAUAGCAGAGAAAAAUAUGAAUGACGAAACCUAUGGUUCUGAUAACAUUGCACUAAUUUGUGUGUCUGGAACUUCAGUCCACAACAAUAAAGCAGUUCAAGUUGAUGCGGUUACCGCGUCUUUGAAUUCCCAUGAUUGUUUUCUUUUGCAAUCUGGAAAUUCACUUUUCAUUUGGCAAGGGAAUUCAAGCACCUUUGAGCAACAUCAGUGGGCCACAAAGAUCGCAGAAUUCCUCAAGCCUGGGGUUUCAUUGAAACAUGUUAAGGAAGGAACAGAGAGCUCUGCUUUCUGGUAUGCUCUUGGAGGAAAACAAAGUUUCUCAAGCAAAAGAGCUGUGCCAGAUAUUGUUAGAGAUCCUCAUUUAUAUACCUUUUCAUUCAAGCAGGGAAAAAUAGAGGUCACUGAAGUGUUCAACUUCUCGCAAGAUGAUCUGCUCACGGAGGAUAUGCUGAUACUUUGCACCUAUGCCGAAGUUUUUGUUUGGAUUGGUUAUUCUGUUGAAUCGAAGGAAAAACAGAAAGCAUUUGACAUAGGCCAGAAAUACAUAGAUCUUGCAGUGUGCUUAGAUGGGCUAUCUCCAGAUGUGCCCCUUUACAAAGUCACUGAGGGUAAUGAGCCAUGCUUCUUUACUGCAUAUUUCUCCUGGGAUAGCACAAAGGCAGUUGCUCAUGGAAAUUCUUUUGAUAAGAAGCUUGCUUUGCUGUUUGGAACUGGUUUUCAAGCUUUGGAGUCUAACGAGAAGCCCAACAGUACAAAUCAAAGUGGACCCACUCAGAGGGCAUCAGCUUUAGCCGCACUAUCUUCUGCUUUUAAUCCAUCUUCCAAAUCUGCAGCUACCGGUCCCAAACCAAUCCGUUCCAGUAAGGGUGGUUCACAAAGAGCAGCUGCAGUUGCUGCUUUGUCAUCUGUUCUAACAGCUGAACAGAAGAAGGCACAAUCUGAAGGUUCAACGCAUCGACAUAGCAGAACCUCCUCCCCUGAUUCAACUGCAUUUGAAUCAUUUAAGAUAGAGACAGCAACUUCUGAGACGGAGGAUCCUGUUGAAGUUGCCGCAGUGAAGGUAGAAAAUGAAGUGGAUGGAUUUGAAUCAGAAAGCAAUGGCACAGUUGCAGAGGUUAACCAGGACUCAUUUGCAGAAGAUAAAAAUGGCGAAAAAACCUUCAGUUAUGAACGUCUGAAAGCCAAAUCCAGCAACCCAGUCACUGGUAUCGACUACAAAAGGAGAGAGGCUUAUUUGUCUGACGUGGAAUUCCAGACUGUUCUUGGAAUGACAAAAGAUGCAUUUUAUCUGCAGCCAAAAUGGAAGCAGGACAUGCAGAAAAGGAAGGUUGAUCUCUUCUAAUCUCAAAUAUCUCAGCAGCUAAAUUCAGUUGCUCGUGUUAUUAUUAUUAUUUUUUAUUGUUUUCCUCCACUUUCUGCUUAUUUGAGAGGUUGAGAUAUAUGCUGUAUUGGUCACUGUCAGUAUUGCUUGCUUGUUGAUGAUUACUACUGCUGGUUUGCUGGGGUGAUUUUUGCAGCGCUAGUCAUUCUUUUAUUUGUAAAGGAGCAUUGUUUGUCUUGGGUGCUCAGGGUUUUGGGUUUUGUCCUGUUUGUUCUUCUCGUCAGAAGGGUCCAUAUGCAUAUAUUUUGGGUUGCAUGCGCAUGGAGCUGUCUGUUAAGUCGGCAUAUAAAUGUUGUGUGCUGCAUUAAAAACUACAAUGUAGUGCUUUUUAAAUUAUUUCCAGUCAUCUGCGUUCAGCAGUCAUAUUCA